AUGUCUUUCCCCCAGCUGGGCUACCAGUACAUCAGGCCGAUUUACCCGGCGGAGCGCCCGGGCAGCGGUGGCUCCCGCGGCGGCGCCGAGCUGGCCCCGUCCGGGACCCUCUCCAACGUGCUCUCCUCCAUGUACGGCGCGCCCUACGCCGCCGCCGCCGCCGCCCAGGGCUACGGAGCCUUCCUGCCCUACGCCGCCGAGCUGCCCAUCUUCCCCCAGCUGGGCGCCCAGUACGAGCUGAAGGAGAGCCCGGGGGUGCAGCACGCCGCCUUCCCCCACCACCACCCCGCCUUCUACCCCUACGGGCAGUACCAGUUCGGGGACCCGUCGCGGCCCAAGAACGCCACCCGGGAGAGCACCAGCACCCUCAAGGCCUGGCUCAACGAGCACCGGAAAAACCCCUACCCCACCAAGGGCGAGAAGAUCAUGCUGGCCAUCAUCACCAAAAUGACCCUCACCCAAGUCUCCACCUGGUUUGCCAACGCGCGGCGGCGGCUCAAAAAGGAGAACAAAAUGACCUGGGCCCCCCGCAGCAGGACGGACGAGGAGGGCAACUCCUACGGUAGCGACCACGAGGGGGAAGAGGACAAGAGGGAGGACGAGGAGGAGAUCGACCUGGAGAACAUCGACACCGAGAACAUAGAGAGCAAUAAGGACGAGCUGGAGGACGAGCUGCAGGACGCCGACCUCCUGCACUCCGACUCCAAGACGGACUCGGAGGGUUCCGAGGGCUUCGAGGACCUGCCCGGCUCCGAGGAGCGCUACCUCAAGGCCGCAGAGGAGGAGCCGCACCACCUCCGCCAUCACCACCUCCACCACCAUCACCACCACCACCAUCACAAGUGCGAGCUCCCCGCCACCGCGGCUCCCGCCGGCCUGGAGCCCCUCAAGCCGUCUCUCCAGCCGCCUCCGCACCACCUCUCGCCCCCUUCCUCUGCCUCCUCCUCCGCCGCCUCCUCCCCGACGGACGGCGCAUUGGCCGGCACCCUGCCGAAGCCCAAGAUCUGGUCGCUGGCCGAGACGGCCACCAGCCCGGACAACCCCCGCAAGUCUCCCGGCGGCGGCUCCCCGCCGGCGGCCGCCCCCCAGACGCUGCCGUUGCCCCCUCCACCUCCCCCGCCACCCCACAGACUCGUCUCCUCCUGCCCCCUGGGCAAGUUCCCCAACUGGACCAACCGCGCCUUCCCGGCCCACCACCACCACCACCCACCCCCACAUCCGCUGGCCUUACUGAACACUCCCCACCUGCUGGGGCUGGGGGCCGCCCCCCCGGCCGCCGCCGCCUUCCCGCGGCCCGCGGACCAGGCGCAGAACGCGGAGCCCGCCGGAGCAGAUCGAUCUAGUGCCUUGGAAGUAGAGAAAAAGUUAAUAAAGACAGCUUUCCAGCCAGUGCAGAGGCGGCCCCAGAACCAACUUGAUGCCGCUAUGGUUCUAUCGGCGUUGUCAUCAUCAUAGUUAAUUUUUUAAAUUGUUGUUGUAAUGAUUGUAAAAAAUAUCUGUAUAGUUACAACUUGUAAGCAUGUCCGUAUAUUAAAUCUAAAAAGGAAAAAAAAUA
Molecule: messenger RNA, 1555 nt
Organism: Calypte anna (Anna's hummingbird)
Lineage: Eukaryota; Metazoa; Chordata; Aves; Apodiformes; Trochilidae
Gene: IRX3
Product: iroquois homeobox 3
Exons: 4
Coding region: 1-1455 (484 amino acids)
Biological process (GO): cell development; neuron differentiation; regulation of transcription by RNA polymerase II
Cellular component (GO): nucleus
Molecular function (GO): DNA-binding transcription factor activity, RNA polymerase II-specific; RNA polymerase II cis-regulatory region sequence-specific DNA binding
Source: RefSeq, a predicted model, not a curated record